Molecule: messenger RNA, 354 nt
Organism: Coniophora puteana RWD-64-598 SS2
Lineage: Eukaryota; Fungi; Basidiomycota; Agaricomycetes; Boletales; Coniophoraceae
Exons: 3
Coding region: 1-354 (117 amino acids)
Source: RefSeq, a predicted model, not a curated record
AUGGCGCUUGACGAUACAGGCAACGAGGAGGAGUUUCAAGGGGACCCCGGGGCGCUGCUAGAGAUUGAUGAUGACGAUGAGAUUGAGCAGCGCUUUUCUCGGGCUUUAGCCGCCAUUGAAGAAGUUGCUGGUGGUGGUGGUCAUAUUCAGCUUCGAAAGGUUCUCCAGAGCACGCAAGGAGAGAUCCAGGAGCUCCGCGAUGAGUAUCGCACUGUGAAGAAGCAAAAUAAUGUUCUUUACGCUCUACUUCCCGCGAACAAGAGGCGGGACUUCGACAGAGGUCUUUCCCUCGAGACCAUCAUUUAUCAGUCAAAAGGGUUCCAUCCCGCCAUCUCCUCUAGCCCGGGAUGUUGA